GAUAACAAGAACACCGACCGGGAAAAGCGGCCAACAUCCAGUUUUUAAAGUCACAAAAGUCGCGUAUUUUCUCUAUCACUUACCGGAUUUACGGGCUAAAACUUAACCCAAACCGAACGAAUUUCAAAUAAAUGGUUGUUCGCUUUACAGCCAGGAGUUGAUUGUACAGUUUUUUUAAUUAUCCUUUUUUUUCUCCCGACGUUUCCUUUUGGAUCAUUACAGCGAGCUGCUUUUCUUCCUCUGGACGGAUCCAGUGAGUGAUGUGGCUCAGGAGCGUCUAACAAAACUCCAGGGUUGGCUCGAAACAUUUCGAGUUUUUUCUUUUUAAAUUUCUUUUUGGGGUAACUUUAGGAUUUUGGUGCCUUAAGCGCCACUUUUACGCGUCGCCGAGUGGAAGAGAAAGCGUUUUAAACAGGCCCAGAGCCGGUGCUGGCGAGUCUGAGCGAGCUGGCUAAGCUCGGAGCUAACACGGUGCUAAUUUAGCUUUGUGAGAAGAUUGUGGUCAUUUUUAUUAUUAUUAUUAUUAUUAUUAUUUUGUUUUUUUAAGAAAACCAUAUUUAUAUUGAUCACAAUGAUUUUAGAGCACAUAUAAUAAUAAUAGCGUGUCUGUUUAUUUUGUCUAAUUUAUUCGAUAGUUAAAAAAAAAAUCUAGUUAGUUAUGCACUCUUCCUAAAGCUGUUAGGAACGGCAGCUAACUAGUUUAGCAUUUGGAAAAGAAUGUCACUCUGGAGUGAUUGAGGCCGUUUCCCUGUUUCUGUGGAUACAUUUUUAAUAUCAUUUCCAUGGAUUCGGUGUGUUUUUGGAUGGUUUGGAGGACAAGCUGCAACUGAAACUGUUACAAACUCAAACUGCUGACAUUAAGGUCUGAUCUGAGAUCAUCUUCCGAGCCCUGGCUGAAAAACCCACAUCAGUGCUGCAAAGAUGAUGUGCGAGGUGAUGCCCACCAUCAGCGAGGCAGAGGUGGGAAGCAAUGGAGGAGGCCGUGGCUCCGGCUCUCCUCUCCAUUCGGAUUCCGAGGGACAUUUCGAGUCUCUGAUGGUGUCCAUGCUGGAGGAGAGGGACCGGCUCCUGGACACGUUGAGGGAGACGCAGGAGAACUUGGGACUAACGCAGGGCAAGCUGCAGGAGGUCAGCCACGAACGAGACGCCCUGCAGAGGCAGCUCAACUCUGCCUUGCCUCAGGAGUUUGCAGCGCUGACUAAGGAGGUGAAUAUGUGCCGGGAGCAGCUGCUAGAGAGAGAAGAAGAAAUCGCCGAGCUAAAAGCUGAGAGAAAUAACACACGGCUGCUCCUGGAGCAUUUGGAGUGUUUGGUGUCUCGUCACGAGCGCUCCCUCAGGAUGACGGUGGUCAAGCGUCAGGCCCAGAGUCCAGCGGGAGUCUCCAGUGAAGUGGAAGUUCUCAAAGCCUUAAAAUCCUUGUUUGAGCACCAUAAAGCUCUGGAUGAGAAGGUGAGGGAGAGGUUACGUGUUGCUCUGGAAAGGUGCAGCGCAUUGGAGGAGCAAUUAACAGCUGCUCAUAAAGAGAAUGCAUUUUUGCGAGAUCAGAACAAUCAGAAGAAAUUGCUCAUCGAUGGCACAGCAGAACUUAACCACAACUCUGAAAGCACACCUAGCACCAACGGCAAGAGAUCAUCAGAUGGAUCUUUGGGUCCUGACGAGGAGAUGGGGAUGGUGUCCGAGCUGCAGGAGGUGAUAGACAGACAAAGCAAGGAGCUGCUGCAGAUGAAGGAGCGUGUCGUUUCCCUGAGCAGCAAAGUGAACGAGCUCGAGGAGGAUCUGGACACGGCCCGCAAAGACCUCAUCAAAUCAGAGGACAUGAACACUCGGCUUCAAAGAGACAUUAGAGAGUCUCUCGCUCAGAAGGAUGACAUGGAGGAGAGGAUAACAACGCUAGAGAAGCGUUACCUGGCGGCUCAGAGAGAAGCUACGUCUGUUCACGACCUGAACGACAAACUCGAGAACGAGCUCGCCAAUAAGGAUUCUCUCUUCCGCCAGACGGAGGAUAAAAACAGGCAGCUGCAGGAGCGGCUGGAACUUGCCGAGCAGAAACUCCAGCAGACCAUCCGCAAAGCCGAGACGCUUCCCGAGGUGGAGGCGGAGCUCGCUCAAAGAGUCGCCGCCCUCAACAAGGCCGAGGAAAGGCAUGGCAACGUGGAGGAGCGCCUGCGACAGAUGGAGGCUCAGCUGGAGGAGAAAAACCAGGAACUGCUCAGGGCUCGUCAGCGCGAGAAGAUGAACGAAGAGCACAACAAGCGGUUGUCCGAGACGGUGGAUAAACUUCUCUCCGAGUCGAACGAGAGGCUUCAGCUGCAUCUGAAGGAGAGAAUGGCUGCACUGGAGGACAAGAACGCCCUCAUCCGUGAGCUGGAGCACACAAAGAAGCUGAUUGAAGAGUCUCACCAUGAAAAGGAGCAGCUCAUAAUCCAGAUUGAGACGAUGCGGACGGAGAGCGAUCAGGAUCGCAGCAGGAGUAACUCCUCGCUCCACCAGGGGCGCUCUCACAUGGGCAGCACACCAGACUUCAGGUAUCCAGUCUCGGCAUCCUCCAUGAUUGACAGCCACUCUGAUCAGUACAGCAGCUCGCUGGUGCUGAGACGGCCCCAGAAGGGGCGCGCAGCCGCUCUACGAGACGAGCCCUCCAAGGUGCAAACUCUGAACGAACAGGAAUGGGAGCGCGUGCAACAGGCCAACGUUUUGGCCAAAGUGGCAUACGCGUUCGAGAGUGACAUGGACGUGUCUGAUUUGGAGGAUGACCGUGAGACGAUUUUCAGUUCAGUGGACCUGCUGUCCCCUGCUGGCCAGACAGAUGCACAAACACUCGCUCUAAUGCUGCAAGAACAGCUCGACGCCAUCAACAAUGAGAUCAGAAUGAUUCAGGAGGAGAAGGAGAACACAGCGCUGCGAGCUGAAGAGAUCGAGUCCAGAGUCGGUAGCGGCGAAAGUCUCGGCUCCCGAUUCCGCUCCAUGAGCUCCAUACCGCCCUCGUACGGUUCCCCCCGGCCCGGCUCAGCACAUUCUGGCUCGUCCCCUCCAGGUUCGGGUCACUCCACUCCUCGGCGAGGUCCAAACAGAGAAAUCGACCGCAUGGGGGUCAUGACCCUGCCUAGUGAUUUGCGGAAGCAUCGUAGGAAGCCCGCCCAGGAUGACAAAGCAUCUAUCAGAUGUGAGACAUCGCCUCCAUCUACUCCUCGCUCAGCGAGGCUCAAUAAAGGAGGGCAUGCUGCCAGUCACGAGGACAUCCGAGACAUCCGAAGUUUUUCCGCACUGCAAGACGGUCAGGGCAGUAACCCCAGCAGCAGUAACAGCAGUCAGGACUCUCUCAAUAAAACGGCCAAGAAGAAAAGCAUCAAGUCUUCCAUCGGCCGCUUCUUCGGCAAAAAGGAGAAAGGAAGGCCGAGCCUUCCAGGGAAAGACUCUUCCAGCCAAGGAGCUACUUCAGAGGGAGAAACUUCCCAGGAUUCAGUGGGGCUAGGCAAACUCGGAGGUGAAAAGAACAGGAAGCUGCAGAAGAAGCAUGAAUUGCUGGAAGAUGCUCGUAGGCAGGGGCUUCCUUUCGCCCAGUGGGACGGACCUACUGUAGUCGUCUGGCUGGAGUUGUGGGUGGGAAUGCCGGCAUGGUAUGUGGCAGCCUGUCGUGCCAACGUGAAAAGCGGAGCCAUCAUGUCCGCCUUAUCAGACACCGAGAUCCAGAGAGAGAUCGGCAUCAGUAACCCACUGCACCGCCUCAAGCUACGCCUCGCCAUUCAGGAAAUCAUGUCGUUAACUAGCCCUUCGGCUCCGCCCACUUCCAGAACGUCCACGGGGAAUGUGUGGGUUACGCAUGAGGAGAUGGAGACCCUGGCCGCUACACCACCCACGGAGGAUGACGAGGGCAGCUGGGCCCAGACUCUGGUUUAUGGAGACAUGAACCACGAGUGGAUCGGGAAUGAGUGGUUGCCCAGUCUGGGUUUGCCUCAAUACCGCAGUUACUUCAUGGAGUCUCUAGUGGACGCACGAAUGCUAGACCAUCUCACCAAGAAGGACCUGCGUGGCCAGCUAAAGAUGGUGGACAGUUUUCACAGAAACAGUUUCCAGUGCGGUGUGAUGUGUUUGAGGAGGCUAAAUUAUGAUCGGAAAGAGCUGGAGAAAAGACGAGAGGAAUCCCAGGUGGAGAAUAAAGAUGUUCUUGUGUGGAGUAACGAACGUUUGAUUAAAUGGGUGCAGUCCAUUGGGUUAAAGGAAUACGCACACAACCUCCUGGAGAGUGGUGUGCAUGGAGCAUUAGUUGCCCUCGAUGAAACAUUCGAUCAAAACACGCUCGCCUUGCUGCUGCAGAUCCCUACUCAGAACACACAGGCGAGAUCAGUUCUGGAGAGAGAGUACAAUAACCUGCUUUCUAUCGGAACAGAGCGGAAACUAGAGGAGGAUGAUGAUAAGAAUUUCAGACGAGCUCCUUCUUGGAGGAAGAAGUUUCGGCCCAAAGACGUCCGUGGCUACAGCUCCGAUACUCUACCCGCUAACUUUAGAGUGACCAACAGCACAUCCACUUCACCUGCCAUGCAGCCAAAGAAACACCAGCUGGACGGGAGUGUGAGUGGCGUUCAGAGGCUCGACACUGCUACAAUCCGAACAUAUUCCUGCUAACCCAAAGCCAGGUUUAUGCUCAUUAUCUCUAUAGGUGAAGUCUCUGAAGACGAGGCGCCCCCUCCAGGCUGGGAGUGUAAUGCACAAGGACUCUGAGAUUUCGGAGGGUUUAUCACGACGUCUGUGCCGUAGAGGACGUGUUUUAGAUUUAUGGAUUAUUCUAUUUAUGGGACAUUUCAUUCAUUUAGUUAUGUUUAUGUAUCAUUUGCCUUUCUUCUAUUCUUUUUUUUUCAUAUCAUGUCUAACUCUUUCAGGUGUAACUGAAUGUAUUACAGAUUUUUUUUCUCAAGUUUGUACAUUUCUAUCUAAUCUAAUCUUAAUUAAUUUUUUUUUAAAUAACUCAUCUCCUUAAUUGUCCAUUUCGUUGGUUUGUGAUGACAGAAACUGAGCUGAUUUAAAUUUUGUGACUGAUGUGAUAAUUUCAUCCCCUUCUGUUCUUUAAAUCCAUUAGGCUGUUGAUUUUAUAAUGAUGUAUUAUGUGAAUAUCAGAAUUGGUGCAUAUCCUCGAGCAUUUGUUCCACAGACUAUAUGGAACUUAUUAUUAUUAUUAUUAUUAUUAUUAUCAUCCCCUCUGUGUCUCUUUCCUCUCUCUUGUGUGAUACCAAAACAUGUGAUAAGCCAUAAACAGUAGCAAUGACGAGGGCUACUUUCGGAUGCAUUUUUCAGCAGUCGCCUUUUCCACAUGCUGAAUCUCUCCAUUCCUUUUCUCCUGCACAUGAGACACGCAUGAAGGACGUGUGUAUAGGUGUGUGUAUAUGUGUGUGUGCGUGUGAGCGCUGCUUCUCCGCUGGACCAACCGCACUGUGGCCUACCCUCUAAUUGCAGUGUCCGAAAAUGGCGCGAUUUGACCCCAAACUCUACAUCUGACUAAGCCUUACUUCUUCCCUCUGAUUUUAUUUAUUCUGCUUCUCCUUGGCCUUUUAACCUUCUUAUGAGUCAUAUCAAAUGUAAAGGCUGGACUGUAUUAUAGAUUUAAGAAGUCAACAUUUUUUACCCAAAGUUACCCUACCUUUUUUGUCUUUUUGAUGGUUUUAAGUCUCAAACGCAAUUCCAAUCAUGUGUUCUUCUCUUCGUUGUUAAAAAAGAUCUCUCAUCUUGUAACAGAAAUGCUGUACAGUCUAAGUACUUAUGAACUAUUUUUUAUCACAGUAUUAUUUAUUGCUUCCUUUCAAUAAAAAAUACUGAUCCCUAUUUUCCACUGCCAAUAAAAAGACUAAGUCUUUGCUUUAAAAA
Messenger RNA from Clarias gariepinus (North African catfish), 5856 nucleotides. It is a transcript of the gene ppfia1, whose product is annotated as PTPRF interacting protein alpha 1. The coding region runs from base 922 to 4623 and encodes 1233 amino acids. The transcript has 31 exons. The record is from RefSeq and is a predicted model, not a curated record. Gene Ontology annotation, biological process: synapse organization. Gene Ontology annotation, cellular component: presynaptic active zone. Gene Ontology annotation, molecular function: protein binding. NCBI's taxonomy places the organism in Eukaryota, Metazoa, Chordata, Actinopteri, Siluriformes, Clariidae.